This is a messenger RNA of Adineta steineri, 282 nucleotides long. The record is from the annotation of a GenBank genome assembly. NCBI's taxonomy places the organism in Eukaryota, Metazoa, Rotifera, Eurotatoria, Adinetida, Adinetidae.
AUGGCAUCCAUCUCUCGGAUAAUCGAUAGAUCUCAAUGGCUACAAAUAUAUUUAUCUAUUCUCUUGUUUUUCCUUCUAGAAUAUAUUACGAAGAUGAGUUCUUCAAUUCCUGAAAAAGGAAGUGAUGUUGCAAAUGAAAAAUUACUUGAAAUGGGUUGUAAAACAUCUACAUCUACAGAAGAGAAUUCAAAAUCAAGUCAAUCAAAUAGUCAUGUUAAUUCAUCAUUAGCUGGUGGAAUUACAAUUGGACCUCCAAUUGAUCAAAAUCAAAUAAACAAAUAG